Bactrocera latifrons is the source of this 2109-nucleotide messenger RNA. RefSeq names its product UDP-glucuronosyltransferase (gene Ugt317A1). The record is from RefSeq and is a predicted model, not a curated record. The transcript has 6 exons. Lineage: Eukaryota; Metazoa; Arthropoda; Insecta; Diptera; Tephritidae. Gene Ontology annotation, molecular function: UDP-glycosyltransferase activity. The coding region runs from base 454 to 2067 and encodes 537 amino acids.
AGUUCUUUAUACAGGGUCGACAGGGGUAAAAUAAAAGUUAGUUAAAGAGUAUUUUUCAAACGUUGCAAGCGCUUUGGGAGUGUGAAAAAAUUAAAAAUUGAAAGAAAUUACCUAGAGUAAAAAUGUCAAUCAAAUAAAAAUUAAUUUAAGUGUUCAAAACUUGUGAGAAAUAUUAGUCAAAUAGGUGUCAAUAUAGUCUAAAAAAAGCUAAAAAAUCACUUUUAAAGUGUGUUCUUUAUUUAAUCUCUGUUACUAUUGAGGUCGUCUUAAAUGUCGAAUGGUGAUAAGUCCAGAGAGAAUCCAUGAAUAAUAAUUUUGGACAUACAAUACAUGUAUGAAUGUAUAAAACUUUACCCAAAUUUUUUUGAGGAAUGCUGCCCAAUUGACAGUGCUUAGCCGAAUCAAAAUCCGGAUUGGUUCUGGUUAUGUAGACCUGUUCGCCGUGAGAUUAAAAUGAUAUACCAAAAGUUUUUUCUGCCAAUUAUAAUUCUGCGUUCGCUUUCAUGGAAUCUAGCCGUGGUCGACGGAGCUAAAAUUCUUGGCUUAUUUGCACACCCCAGUGAAAGCCAUUUCGCAGUAAUGCGAAGUUUAAUGUUGGAAUUAACAAAGCGGGAACACAAUGUUACCGUUUAUAGCAGUCACCGCCUAAAUGAACGUUUAGAAAGGCUACGAGAAAUAAUUGUUGAGCCGGAAUUUCCUUUUUGGAAGCAAUUUUUAGAAAUAACGGGGAGCCAAGAAGGAGGCCUCCUUAAAGCUAGCAAACUAACCGAAAGGACAAUACAACAGUCUCUGGCCACUACGGGUGCCAAUGCGGUUAAUUACUUCUUGUCAAAUGAAGCCGUAAAGAAAUUGCUUAAUUUACCUGUCAAUGAAUUUGAUUAUGAUUUGAUAAUAGUGGAUUUAUUCUAUACCGAGGCUUUGCUGGCAGUGGGACAUUUUUUCGACAAGCCUACAAUUGGUAUUUUAAACACGAAUUUUGAGAGUUACAUGGAUCGUGUGUUAGAGCAAAUGGUACCGGCCGCCUGUUCACCUAUCAGUUAUGAAACUUACAAACCAGAGGUGGGUUAUUGGAAUCGAUUAGGGGUCAUCCGUAAUUGUAUGUCACGACGAAAACAAUUUAUUAAAGACAAUUGGGGCGCACAAGAAUCAGUGAUGCGAAAACAUUUUUCACAAUUUAAAGGCGUGAACGAACUCAACAUCGGGACGUUACAAGCUGAGUUGACAAUAUUGUUGCUCAACAGUCACGUCCCAUUGUUACGGCCUCGACCGUUGCUAUUAAAUACCGUAGCUGCCGGCGGUAUGCACAUACGACCACCACGUGAAUUACCUUGGCCACUUCGUCGCUUCCUGGAUGAAUCGCGAGCAGGCGUCAUCUACAUGAACCUUGGCAAUGAACAACUCUGUACAGACGUACCAAAACACAUAAUGCAAAUACUCCUAAAUACACUGGGCAAACGAAAAGAGCGUGUGGUGUGGACUUGUCACGAUCACACAGCGUUGAAAAAUUUACAUACCAAUAUAAUGGUCCAACAUGCGGUGCCACAAGCAGAUAUAUUGGCACAUCCGCAUGUGCAUAUAUUUCUUAUGAACGGUGAUUUACUUAGUACACAGGAAGGUAUAAUGCGGCAUGUGCCUAUGAUUUCUGUGCCUAUAUUUCGAAAUGAAGUGCGCAACGCGGAAUUAACAGUGCAACUCGGUGUUGGAAUUCAUCUGAACCAUAAUAACUUAACGGAGACGGCACUCAAUUGGGCGCUGCAGACCAUCAAAGAGGACAGCACAUAUCAGUUGACAAUACGUCAGGUGGCCGCUACCUUCCGUGAUCGGCCGUUAGGUGCUGUGGAAACGUGCAUGUACUGGAUGGACUAUGUAUUACGCCAUAAGGGCGGAGCAGAUUUAAAAACCUUUGGUGGGAACAUACCUUUCAGUCAAUUACAUCUUUUUGAUUUAUUUAUUUACUAUUUCGCGGUUGCAUUACUGAGUGUAGGUGUGCUAGCUGCUAUCAUUUAUGGUAUUAUAAUAAUAAUGAGAAAACGUGAAAUAGGAAAAAUGUAUUCAAAACUAAGUUAAUAUAUGGAAUUUGGUAAAAUGUAAACCAAAUAUGUUGUUUAA